Cariama cristata (Red-legged seriema) is the source of this 1861-nucleotide messenger RNA. It is a transcript of the gene FAM149A, whose product is annotated as family with sequence similarity 149, member A. The transcript is spliced from 13 exons. The record is from RefSeq and is a predicted model, not a curated record. The annotation marks the transcript as partial. NCBI's taxonomy places the organism in Eukaryota, Metazoa, Chordata, Aves, Cariamiformes, Cariamidae.
ACUGUCCAGAGGUCCCACAAAUCAGUGUCUUUCUGGAAAAAGUGGAGAAUCUCUUCCAGCAGUUUUUGCAAGAAACGUGCAGGAAGCCAUCGACAAUUAUACUUGUGAAACGCUUUCAUCAUUUUCAUCUAGUGAUCGUACAACACCCACGGAGUCGAAUAAUUCUUGGUCUGGAAUAAACAGCUAUACUACUGGUUUGUCUACUGAAAGAAGUUCAGUUUACUCCUGGAGGGAUGAUGAAUUUGAUAAAGCUAACGCACAGAGAGUCCAUCAGUUAUUUUGGGAGAUUGAUGAAAUGCUGUUUGAAGGAAAAGUCACCUCUCAAACUCAGAGCCUACAGGCAGAAUGUGCAGACUGGGUUGAACAAUUUCCUCAUCUAAGGGUUCUAGGAAAGCAGCUCCUAUUGCCAAAAGAUGAAGGCUUUCAGCAUUUUCAGAGCAGAAGUGAUACCUCUGUGCAUACUAGGUGUUUACCUGACAUCCGUGAAUGUACUAGUAAUACAAAAGAGCUAUGCAUUUCAGGCUCUAAACUGAUCCCAACAGCAUCUCCAAUACAUAAAUCACUAGAUUCAAGUUCCACUAGGAUUUCUGCUUCUGACUCCUCCGUGUAUUUGUUCCUGGAAGAAGAAAUCUAUGAUGUGGAUGGAAAAAUAGAAGAAUAUCUUGCCUUUGACAACAGGGAGCUUGAUGAUGAGAGCUGGGAACAAGAGAAAAUGCAUCUUGCUGACAAGAGGAGUAAGCGUGGCAUUCCCCCUGUUUCUCCCAAUGCCUGUAUCAAAGAUGCUGUGGCUUCUGAAGUAUUUGAUUGUAUCUGGAGCAAUAUCAUUGGAAUAUUGGAGGAACUGAUUAAAAAAAAUUGGGAAACUAGUAUCACAGAAUGUGACAAACAGGUGGAAAAACUGAAAGCUGUUAAAGCAAAACUACCACAUUUGCCAGUUGUUCGAAUUACAGCAGAUGCUGGGAGUGUUCCUCUUUCCAGAGGCUCUGAAGCACGAAGUGUAUCUUUUGGGCCUCAUUUUGUUUCCUCACAGGUUCACCGUUUUUCCAGCAACUUCAGUAGGGAUUUGAAUGGCGUGAUGACAAUUCAAGCAAAACCACUCCAACAGAGGCAUGUUGCCACAGUAGAAAAAAUACAGAAUGAGCAAGACGACAAACAGCAUAGCAUUGGCUCCAGUGCUCCAAAUUCAGUGCACACUAGGUUGGGGAGAAUUGCUGAUAACAGUGUUCUCUCAUCUCGAGUACUGCUGGCAUCUUCUAGGAAGCUACCAAGCCAUCGUAGGUUACCUUCUCUCACUUCUGACCAACUCUCCUCAAAAGCUCCUAAUAUGUACAAUGAUGAAAUCCUUAGGGGGACUAAAUUGGGUGCCAGCUCGAGUCGUUUGUCUUCUGCUCGUGCAUCUGCAACUCGGAACAAGUUACCACCAAUAAACUCAGAGGCUGUUGAACAAUAUCUUUCAGUACCUCGGCUGCAACAGAGCUCUCAUCGAGGACGAUAUGCUUAUAGCAGAGUGUCAAGUGCAAUGCCUGGUGGUACAGAGCAACGGCCACUCAGAGAAAGAACUGUUAUUAUUGAUCAGUUUUCAAGGCCUAACACAACUCAUACAUUCAGGGCAGACACUCCUCAGAAGAGAUCACUGACUGCCAUGGAUUUUGCUAACCAGAGAGGGACAGGUCAAGGAUUUUUAGAAACGGGAGACCUGGUUACCCAGGAUGAGGAGAAAGCUGAGGUACUCGAUGACUUCUUUGCCUCAGUCUUCACCAACAAAUGCUCCAGCCACACCGCCCAAGUAGCAGAAGGCAAAGUCAGGGACUGGGAGAAUGAAGAAUCGCCCGCUGUAGCAGAAGAUCAGGUUCAAGAUCAU